AUGCUCAAUCUAUUUCUAUUACUUACAUUAGCGUUAGGAUUUACCCCUGACCGAAUACCCGCAACAAAUCCUCCUCCAGAUGCUCGUGCACAUUCUCUGAUGGCCAAUUUUCCAGGUCUUAAUCUUAUUAUGAUUUUUGGAGGCUAUUCAGACCCAACUAAUUCAAUUUAUAGUGAUAUAUGGGCUUUCGAUUUAUUAGCGGAAACCUGAGAAAGGCUUGUUCCUUCAGAUGGAAAUUCACCAGGUAACUUCUAA
Blepharisma stoltei is the source of this 255-nucleotide messenger RNA. The record is from the annotation of a GenBank genome assembly. NCBI's taxonomy places the organism in Eukaryota, Ciliophora, Heterotrichea, Heterotrichida, Blepharismidae.